Molecule: messenger RNA, 421 nt
Organism: Amphibalanus amphitrite
Lineage: Eukaryota; Metazoa; Arthropoda; Thecostraca; Balanomorpha; Balanidae
Exons: 2
Coding region: 17-421 (134 amino acids)
Source: RefSeq, a predicted model, not a curated record
GCGUGGACAGCAGAAGAUGCUUCGGCUGGUCGUCAGCAAGCUGCCUCCUCACAAGCCUCUGAUGGGGAGAGAAUGGAUCGGUCCACUUCAGAUGGGCCUGAAGUCACCUGCACAGAUCGUGCCGCAGAGACAUCCCACUCCGACGCCGGAGGAGGUCUUCGCAGGUGUCCAGGGCAAGGUGUUCGCGAGGCUGGACCUGCGAGACGCCUACUUGCAGCAGGAGCUGGAAGCCGACUCCAAGGACAUCACAACGGUGACCACUCACAUCGGGAGGCUGCGCAUGAACCGGCUGCCCUUCGGUAUCAGUGAGUGUUGUGGGAUCUUCCAGUCAGCUAUUGAUCAGAUCUUGGAAGGCAUUGAUGGUUGUGUGGCGUAUCUUGAUGACCUGUUGGUGACGGGUGAGAACGAAGCAACCUCCUGA